Aspergillus nomiae NRRL 13137 is the source of this 5166-nucleotide messenger RNA. Its product is annotated as kinesin family protein. NCBI's taxonomy places the organism in Eukaryota, Fungi, Ascomycota, Eurotiomycetes, Eurotiales, Aspergillaceae. The record is from RefSeq and is a predicted model, not a curated record. Gene Ontology annotation, biological process: mitotic spindle organization; microtubule-based movement. Gene Ontology annotation, molecular function: microtubule binding; ATP binding; microtubule motor activity. The transcript has 6 exons. The coding region runs from base 1 to 5166 and encodes 1721 amino acids.
AUGACGGCCUCGCCGCCAGGUUCGCCGUCAGGUGCGCCUCAGCGACUCAGUGGCAUCAUGCGUACCCCCAGGAGCACCAGUCGUUUGAGCAUGAGUUCUAAACAAGGCGGAGGAAGCCGGGCCUCUGAUGAGGAUGGCAAGACGGCUGUCAAAGUUGCUGUCCGUGUCCGACCUCCAUUGAAGCCCGACGACCCGAAUUAUGAAUUAAUUCCGCAACGUUUCCAACGUUCCAUGGUCCACGUCACCACACCAACAAACUUAGCCGUGGAUGUGCCGCAGGGUCGCAAAUUGUUUGUGUUUGACCGGGUCUUUCCCGAAACGGUAGAUCAGGCUGGUAUCUGGGAAUACCUCAACGACAGCGUCACUUCUUUCCUACAGGGAUACAAUGUCUCGAUUUUGGCCUAUGGCCAAUCCGGUGCUGGUAAAUCCUAUACGAUGGGAACAUCGGGGCCCAAUGAACAGACUUCGAGUCAAGGAAUGGGAAUCAUCCCACGCGCCGCCCAACAUCUUUUCGAACAAUUGGAAGGUCCCCCAAAGCACAAUCGCAACGGCUCCACCGGUUUACGGACGCCCGCGCGAUAUUCGAUUAGCUCAGCUUCAAGUUUCAGCAAAGCGAACACCGAAAAGGACUGGCAGAUGAAAGCUACUUAUGUUGAAAGAUCUCCUUAUCCCGGAUUCACGCCCGCAAGUGAGCGUACCACGGUUACCAUUCGCGAAGACACGAAGGGUCGCAUCAUUCCUACCGGUCUGCACCAGGUCAACAUCAACUCGAUCGAUGACCUCCUAGGCGCGUUGAACUUUGGCUCGACCAUUCGACAGACAGACUCGACUGCGAUUAACGCGAAGUCUUCUCGAUCGCACGCGGUGUUCAGUUUGAACCUGGUUCGGCGCAAAUCCGCGAACGGAAUCACCUCCACCAAGGACAAGCGGAUGUCCAUGCCCGCCGAUUUACCCUCUGGUUCUGAUGUCUCCGUUACCGUGGAGAGCAAGUUCCAUUUUGUUGAUCUUGCUGGAAGCGAACGGCUGAAGAAUACCGGAGCGUCUGGAGAGCGCGCCAAAGAGGGUAUUUCUAUCAACGCUGGUCUGGCUGCCUUGGGCAAGGUCAUCUCGCAGUUAUCCUCUCGUCAAGCAGGCUCUCAUGUCUCUUAUCGUGAUUCAAAACUUACACGGCUCCUGCAAGACUCUCUGGGCGGAAAUGCGUACACCUACAUGAUUGCGUGUGUGACGCCAGCCGAGUUUCACCUCAGUGAAACGCUGAACACAGUCCAGUAUGCGCAGAGAGCAAGGGCGAUCCAAAGUAAACCUCGAAUUCAGCAAGUGCAUGAUGAGAGCGACAAGCAUGCCGUGAUUGAAAGACUCAAAGCGGAAGUGGCAUUUUUGCGACAGCAGCUCCGCAAUGCUGAGGAUAAUGAAAGGCGCAGCGUCGAUCCCCAAGACCGGUCAGAGCGUCAGAAUGAGAGGGAGGCUGAUCUCCAGAACCAGCUCCUCGAUGUUCAGGAAAGCUACAAUGCGCUCAGUCAACGACAUGCUAAGUUGAUCUCCGAGCUUGCUAGAGAUUCGGAAACGGAAGAGAGCACUGAUCCGAAUGACGCCGCGUCAUAUAUCGGCAAAAACUCCAUUGAAAGGUUGAAACGGUCUCACUCUUUUGCGGAAUCUGUUGAGCAAGUGGUGCUAGAAUAUGAGAAGACUAUCCAGAGUCUCGAGUCAUCCCUUUCCAAUACGCGAUCCUCCCUAUCGGCAACUGAAAGCACGCUUCUUGAGCGUGAGACCAGAUGCACGUACGUCGAAACCGUAAACACCCAACUUCAGGCUCGCAUCCAGAAGCUUCUCGAACGAGAAUCCGGCACAGAAACCUAUCUCCAUGAACUGGAGUCUAGGCUUGAUGGGCAGUCCUCCGGUGAAGAGAAACAAGCAGCCAUCAUUUCAGAGCUUCGUAAAGAACUGACUCGCGCGCGCGAAAGUGAAGCUAACUGCGAAGAUUACAUAACGACGUUGGAAGAGCGCCUCGCGGAAGCCGACCAAGAUAUGGAACUUAUGCAGCGAGAAGUGGAUCGCCUGGAGCAUGUCAUCGAGCGUCAAAGGAGCCUGGGCAAGUUGGAUAACCUCCUAUAUGAUCUUGAUCACAGCCAGCCGAACGGUAGUACAGCAAGGGACCACGAAGAACCGGAGAUGCAGACGCCUGUCAAGCGUGCUUACCAUCCUCAAAGGCGGGCAGCGUCCCUUGAUGUGCUGACUGAAGCCGUUGAAACCGCUAUACCGGAAUCUGAUGAGGACUCGGCUGAACCCGCCCCAGAGGUUGAGGGUGACACCCUCAACUCGGAGCCGGCUUCUGAGGCUAACGACGAUCUCAAAGCGUUGGAGAAUGCUACCGAUCUCCCCCAGAUCGACCGAAAUGAACAAGUCCAAGAUCGGACCCCUAGCCCGACUCAGUCCAGGGUCGUUGCGGAUAAGCUCGAGACGGUUACCCAGGAGCUAUUCGAUUUGCGUACGCAGCACGAGUCUACAGUAAACGAGUACGAGUUGCUCGAAGCCAAGUAUGAGCAAGCCAUGAAGGACUUGGCCGACCUGCGGCAGGACGCUGCGGACGAAGCUCGGCAUGCCUCACCCGAUGCCCGCCAGCUCAUUUCACCAGCCCCUACUUCGCGACCGGUGUCUUUUUUAGAGGAUGUCAAGGCCCCCGACUCGAAGACUGGAAUACAACAGUCCUCCUCGCGAUCACUCUCAUCGGAGUUAUCCUUGGUCGGGGAGCCUGCUGCUUCGCACGAAUCAUCUAACGCCAAGUCCGGACCCGAAGCAGAAAACUUUGUAGAUGCAGUGUCCGAAAACGACGAGGCCAAGGCACAGGAGGUCGAGCACAUGCGCAGACUGCUCUCUGAGCAUCAGGAAGGUGUCAGUAUUAUGACCCAAAAAUAUGCUGAGCUGCAAGCCGAACACGCUGAGACACUACAUCUCAUCGAAACACUCAAGUCCGAACUCCAGAAGCCAAGAGCUUCUCCUCCCACAACACCAGGCUAUAAGCCUGUGAUUCGGAGGAAGUCAAGCCAAACCCUGAUUGGAAAUGUCGACCGAGCGCAUCGCUCCCUAGCUGCCUUGCGGAACAUCGCAGUGGAAGAAUUUGACAGUCGUCCUGAUACGAUGCAAAACUUCGAAGUACAUUUGGACUCAGCUAUGCAUGAACUGCACAAUCGCAUGGAACGCAUUCAAGCCUUGGAAGCUGAAAACCAAAGCGUGAAGAAGGAAAUGGAGACGAAAUCGACCAUCAUAUCUGGGCUCACUCGUGAACGUUCCAGUUUGCAAGGUACCGGUUCGUCAGUAGAUAUGGGUCUUGUCUCCCAGUUGCGCGACCAAGUUGUCCAGCAGGAAAACAUCAUCAACGAGAUGAAGGAAGCCCAUGAGGCCAGAGAAAAGCUUCUGCUUGACGAAAUUGAGGAGUUGAAGGCUCUUCUCAAGACUCAAGAGGAAGCUGCUAAAGCAUAUGAUGCAGGUGCCGAGGAGCAGGACAAGAGGAUCGGCCUUCUUGAGGGCGAAUUGACCCAGUGGAAGACCAAGCACCAGAGCGCUGUUGAAUCCCUGCAAUCUUCAGAGCAGCAACUUAGCACCACGCUUGCAGAGCUCAACAGUGCUCUGGCCACUCUGGAUUCAAUGCGCGCCGAAAGAGCCGCUGCUGGUGAAGCAUCGUCUGCCGAGAAGGAGGCGGCCGCAAAGGCUCUGGAGAACGAGAGAUCCCAGCAGCAGGAGCUUGUUGAGGGACUGAAGCGCGAUAUCGAGCAGCAUAAAUCGACAGCUGCUGCUCAUCUGAGGGAGCUCCUCGCCUCAAAAGACGCCAGUGGAAAUGAAAUCGAAGCGCGCCAAAACCGUGUUUCUGAACUUGAGCAGGAAAUCGAGUCCCACAGAUCACAUGCUGAUUCAUACAAAAAGGACUUAGACUCCUUGCAGGAAUCACACAAAGCAGAGCUUGUCGAGUUGGAGGCACGGGCUAAGGCUGCGGCACAGGCUGAAUAUGAACUGCAGCUCACGGAGAAGGACACCGAGCAUGACAACGCCCUGAAGGCUCUGAGGUCUGAGAUCACGGAGUCGCGAGACGAACUGGUAAAGUUGCUCAAGAUGGUUUCUAACCUUCUGAACUCGGACGUCACCGCAGACAACCUGGCAGACCAAAUCCAGGAAAUUCUGACACAGAAGCAGCAUUUCUCUGAUAAAUAUGCUGAGUUGAUGGGCGCAAAUGAAGAUCUUCGCAAGCAACUGGAGCUCAAGGGCAAUGACACCGACCGUGUUGACGAGCUGACUAAGAGCAACACGGAGAAAGAGGCAAAGGUGAACGAGCUUGCUGUCUUGGUUGCUACACUUGAAGACACCCUCAACCAGAGAGAGGAGCAGAUCAAGAAGAAGGAAGCGCUUGUUGCGGAGAUUUCGGCCGAGAAGGAGAAGAGUGUUCGCCUCGUGGAGGAGCUUGAAGAGCAGAUCACCAGCAGUUUCGAUCAGCACCACAACCGUCUUUCCAUUAUACAGCAGGAGCGUGAUCAGGCCCUGGAGGAUGCAAAGGCGAAGAUUGUUACUUACGAGACGGAUAUCGAAACUUACAAAGUACGAAUUGAACAGCUUGAGCUUCAAAUCAAGAAUAGCUCAGGCCAGGAUUCUACCUCCCACGAUCGCAGCAGCUCUAUCACCUCUAACUUGCGGAAGAGCUCAUCUGCGACAUCCCUCCCAUCCCCACCACCUGCUAUUCCCCUUCCGCCUCUCCCUACCAUUGCUUCCGCUACCAACGGAACCUCUGGUAGCAUCUCUCCCCCAAGCUCUCGUCACGCUAGCAAAGAAUUGGCCAAUACCCAGGUCGUCGAGGACCAGGAGGCUCGUAUUCGCACCAUAGAGAAGCAUCUCUACGCUGAGAAGCAGCUCACCGCUACUCUGGAAGAAGCUCUCGGAGACCUUGAAGCCCAAAGUAACAAGGUCAAGUCUGACUGUGAGGCUUGGAAGAAGAAGGCCUGGCAGCUGGAGGAGGAGCUGACCACUCUUCGCAAAGAACGCAACUCUCAGCGCCUGUCACUCCAAGCUGUGGAAGAGGAGAGAAAUGCUCGCCGCGAAGCUGAAGCCGCUAGAGCCCAGCUUGAAGAGCGUAUGAAUGCGCUUAACAAGAAGAAAAAGAAGAGCACCCUCAACUGCUUUUAA